Molecule: messenger RNA, 252 nt
Organism: Didymodactylos carnosus
Lineage: Eukaryota; Metazoa; Rotifera; Eurotatoria; Philodinida; Philodinidae
Source: the annotation of a GenBank genome assembly
AUGCCGCAAAAAAAGGUAAAAUCUGCAAAGAGUGCACGCGCAGCAAGCUCAAGUCCAAAACGACAAGGAUCAAAGAAACGUUCAAAAAGUGCUGUUGAAUCACGAAACACUCAAGUUGAUAUUUUAUCGCCUGCUGCCAUCAUUAACGCCUAUUAUAUUUGUCAUAAUGUUGCCGAUUGUCUUGAUGCAAGAGGUUUUCCAUGGGAAGGAGCGAAAAAAACAAAAAAGAAGAAAAAAAAAAAGAAAUCAUAA